Aspergillus pseudoviridinutans is the source of this 1350-nucleotide messenger RNA. Its product is annotated as putative protein kinase. NCBI's taxonomy places the organism in Eukaryota, Fungi, Ascomycota, Eurotiomycetes, Eurotiales, Aspergillaceae. Bases 1 to 1350 code for a protein of 449 amino acids. The transcript is spliced from 2 exons. Gene Ontology annotation, molecular function: ATP binding; protein kinase activity. The record is from RefSeq and is a predicted model, not a curated record. Gene Ontology annotation, biological process: protein phosphorylation.
AUGUCGGAUGACGGAGACUACGCGCCUGGAUUUCCCGUUUUGUCUCAGUCGGAGGAAGAGUAUGACGAGCGGCCACUCAAUGGUUUGUACAUCGAGAUGGCCCCAUUCGGACUGGAGAAAAUCUGGGAUUAUGAGCCUGGUGGCCAUCAUGUUGUUCAGCUUGGCGACCACAUAGGACAGGAAGGUGAAUAUCGCGUCAUUCACAAGCUAGGCAGCGGGGGAUUCGCCAACGUUUGGCUGUGUCAGGUCCUUCGCAAUGGGACACCCCAUUAUGUGGCUGUCAAGAUCCUUAUGGCCGAUUACUCUAAAGACGAUUACCCAGAGCUUCGCGUGGAACGGCUUCGAGAAGUUGGAUUGGAAAAGCACAUCUGCCUCCCGUUUGAUCAAUUUCGAAUCGAAGGCCCAAACGGGUCACACCUUUGCUUUGUGUAUCCUGUGGCGGGUCCAUGUGUCUCUCUUAUAGCCCAACAAUUCGAAGACCCGGACAGAAGCUUGCGGAAAAUGGCUCGACAAGCUACUGAAGUCAUGGCUGCAUUGCAUAGUCAUGGCAUAUGUCAUGGAGACUUCACGCCGUCAAACAUUCUCCUAAAAGUUGAGGGCCUUGACGGUUUACCAGAGGAUGAAGUACUCAAAAUCCUGGGAGAACCCGUCAAGGUAGAAGUUUUUACUGAGUCAGGGGAGACUCCCUCUGAUCCUACCGCGCCUAGAUAUCUCGUCCGCCCGGUCGAGUUUCGCAAUGUUCCGCUGCCGUACGUCGUAGAUGAGAUUCUUGUGAUCGACUUCGGAGAAUCUUACGAUGUCACAAACCCACCAGAGGAGCUUGGUAUCCCCGAGAGUUAUCGUCCCCCCGAACUUGUUUUAGAGAAUACGUCAGGAUUUGGAUGUGACCUCUGGGCACUCGGCUGCACCCUCUUCGAAAUACGAACGGGUAGAAAGCUCUUCGACAUGUUUGAUGAUGAUGUUGAUAGCCACCUUUUCUACAUGGUUGAGAUGCUUGGCGCACUGCCAGAGCCGUGGUGGUCUACGACUUGGAAGCAGAGAAAGGAGUUCUUCAAAGAUGAAACGGACUCACUCGGUCGAGCGGUUCUGGUGGAUGCACUUUCCAAAGAACAAUCGGACCUAUCGACCGGCGCUCGGUCGAUAGAGUGGGCGCUACGACGAGGGUUGCAUUAUUGGGACUUGGGGCCAGGCGAAGAGUUUUCCAGAGAGAUUUCCCCCGGCGAGGUUGAACAAUUGGCGGAUCUGUUGAAGAAGAUCCUACAAUAUGAGCCUAGCCACCGGUUGACAGCGGCAGAAACGCUAGAACAUGAAUGGUUUUGUAUUAAUGGGAAUCAAAGACGCGGUCAAUAG